UGUUUUUGUCCAUCCGAAUUGUCCGAUUUUACAGUUAGACUUUAUGUCCCCUGUACAAUGCGAUCGCGGUGAUAUCGGCUUAUAGGCUUAUAACGGUGUUGUGUCCAAUGUGCUUGCGUUCCAGUGCGUUUCGUGUUCGUUUUCGUUGCCGUUCCCGUGGCUGAAGCCAAAGACACACCAGACAGCUGAUCAUCACAGACUUUGGCUCACACCUGCUACAAAAAGACAAUAAUUAUUUAAAAACCUGGCACUCGGGGGCCAUUUAGCAGCUGCCAGUGUAUUUAUAUAACAGCAAUUUGAUUGAUUAUGGCGCUGCCCAGAAAACUGAUAUCGAAGAUCUACGAUAUAAAGGCACACGAUAGCAGAGUUACUAGUCUUGAUCUUGGAGAAACAGGCCGAGUGCUGGUCACCGGAGGAGAGGAUCGGAAUGUGAACCUCUGGGCAAUUGGUCAGAAUGAGUGUUUUAUGUCUCUAACUGGUCACAAUCGCUCCAUCGAUUGUGUCCGCUUUGCGUAUAAGGAUAACUUUGUCUACUCCGCCGACGACAUCGGAAUAAUACGGAGAUGGGAUCUGAACUCGCAGAAAAUCUACUCCACAUUAAAUGGCCACAUGAAGAGUGUUCGCACUCUGGACUUUAAUCCCUCGGGAGAGUAUGUGGUCUCCGGAAGCAACGAUACGACCGUCAGACUUUGGGAUGUGCAGAACGAGAACAACUGCAUCAAGGUGUGUCGCGGUCACAUGUCGCACGUGAACUCUGUGAAAUUCUCGCCCGAUGGACUUUGGAUCGCCUCCGCUGGCUUGGAGGGCUCCAUUCUCAUCUGGGAUAUACGGAAGAGCAAGCAGAUUAUGGAAUUCAUAGCAGAUCCGCCGGUCACGGCCAUCACAUGCGUUCAAUUCCAUCCCUUCGAGUUCCUGCUGGCCGCCGGCCGAAUCGAUGGCACCGUUUCCAUCUACGAUCUGGAGCACCAGCAGCUCGUCUCGCAGACCACUCACUUUUAUGGCCAGGCCAUUAAGUGUAUAACCUUCAGUGAUAAUGGCGAGUGUCUCUUUGUGGGCAGUUCUUCGGGCAUUUCGGUUAUUGGUUGGGAGCCGGAUCGUGAGCUAGAUCACAUAAAAAGCACCUGGUCCACGUUGGCGGACAUGAAAGUGGUCAACAAUAAGUUGAUCUGUGGCUGCCAUGAGGUCGACACCGUUGCGAUCAACACCAUCAGUCUGGACCGCGUGAUACCGUUCUACCAGCCGCCCAACUCUCUGCCCAACUUCAAGCACAACUCGACGAACCGAAAGAGUUUCACGCGCGGCAACCAAAAGUUCAGACUUUCCCUGGCUGGCGGCUCCAAGCCCGCACAGGUGCAGGAGGAGCACGAGCACGAGGGCAGCAAGAGUGGACUGUCGUCGCCCAACUACAGUCUGGAGGUGGUCAACGAGGCUGUGCUGGAGUCGUCGGCGGAAACGUCGCCGAUGUCCUCGUUGCCACCGGUGGGAAAGUUCUCCAGGAUGCCCGACAAUAUGGCCAGCUAUGCCGGCGGCAGCUAUGCCGCCAUCGAUACACGCCUGAUGUCGAUGAACGAGCCACCUAGUUCGCUGCACAAGCCGGACAGCAUCUACAGCAUCUACUCGGAGGAGGCGGCGGCGGCGGCAGCGGCAGCGGGAGACUUGCAGCAGUUGGAGUUCAAUCUGAACGACAGCAAUCCGCCGAUACUCAACAACUAUGACAACUACGAGAUGGCCGAGGACUUUCCGGUCAAUCAGAACCUUAACUACAUUACCAGUAGCUAUAAGCAAGUGCCCUCCGCCGCCGCCGCUGCCGCUGCCACCUCGACCAUCAACGCUUCGUCCAAGUCGAUCAAGAAGACCACGACCACCAGCCUGCACAAGAGGAGCACAACCAGCAUGGCCAGCUCCAAGCAGACCUCGACGGGCAUUGGAAUCUUUGGUGGCAGCAAGCUCAGCCAGCAGGUCUCCUCGGUUAGCUCCAUGGAGCUGCACAAGCUGGACGACAAUAUGGUACUGAAGAAGUCCUCCUCAUCGAAUGUCGUCAACAAGAACAAGCGGCCGCAGAGCCAGUUCAGCAAGGAGAACGGUGGUGGUGGUCAGCAGGCAAGGAAUAUCAAUGUGGAGAUCAUCACAAAGCCACCGAUGCGCUCGCGCACCACUUUGGACAUGCGCACCUCGCACCACCAGGCCAAAAGCACUCAGGAAAAACAGAUGCAGCAGCCAGUGAACAAUCGCAUCAUGAUGGACGAUCACGACUUUGAUAUGCUCUCGCGGUCGCAUGAGGCUGUGCUGCAGGAGCUGAGCAAUCGACAGUCCAGCCUCGACUUGCUAAGGAACUCCAUGCGGUCGCACGAUGUGCUGGGCGCAUUGAGGCAAGCCAAGAACUGUGGAAAAUCUAUUUUCAUAGACCUACUUGGAGCCAUACUAGAGAAACCGUCCUCGUGGAACUUGGAUUUCUGCAUGUUUGUGCUGCCAGAGAUUUACGAACUGUUGCAAAGCCAACACAAGUUCCACUUUACCAGAGCCUGUGAUACACUGCGCAUUAUUCUGUCGAACUUCUUGCCAACCAUUCAGGAAAACCUCGACUCCUGGGCCGCCAAUGGCCUGGGCGUGGACGUGACCCGCGAGGAUCGCCAGCGGAAGUGCGCCGAGUGCCAGCGAUGGUUGCUGCAAAUCAAGAACCUGCCCGAAAGCACCCACUUUGGGUCCACGCUCUCACAACUGCAGAACAUAAUCAUUUUCUAGGGGCUACGCGUAUGCAUAUCCAGCUGUAAAUUCUCCCCGGCGUUCAUCAUCAGAUCAGCAGAUCAUCGUGAACGGUACAAAGAUCGUCGUCAGCGAAAGAAAGAAAACCACCAGCUUCCCAAAACCCGAUUCACAUACAGAUACAGGGUCCUGGGGAGUGGCCUCAUUUGUCGCUCUAAGCUGCCAAAACUAAGGAAUUUCAAACAAUCGUUUCAGGGACAGCUGCUCGCAAACGAGCUCUGCCUUCGAACUCUCUGUUUAUCCAGCAUUAACACAACCCUAGGGCCUUUUUUCCAUCAUCGGCAUGCUAUGAUACAAUCGGCUUGGAAGCCUUGGAAUUCCGUGCUUUUGGUUUUCUCGGUUAACAAAGCUACCUUCAGUUUAGCCUACCAUGAGGAUAUGAAAACGGGCCUUAGUUAUUUAAUGAUUCAUACUAUUAAUUUGUUAUGCAAACUAAUUUAUAAACCUAUUAUUUACAUAGACCUAAGAC
Messenger RNA from Drosophila takahashii, 3232 nucleotides. It is a transcript of the gene kat80, whose product is annotated as katanin 80. Gene Ontology annotation, cellular component: katanin complex. Gene Ontology annotation, biological process: microtubule depolymerization; microtubule severing. Lineage: Eukaryota; Metazoa; Arthropoda; Insecta; Diptera; Drosophilidae. Gene Ontology annotation, molecular function: microtubule binding. The record is from RefSeq and is a predicted model, not a curated record.